UUUGUUCCACUUAUUCAUGCUGAUCCUCUUCAUUUUCCUUUUCCAUCUAAUCUUAUCCUUCUUUUAUCUCUGAAAAUCCCACAUGGUUGCACCGGAUUCCAAUAACCCAGAGCUGGAGCUGGAGCUGGAGCUUCUCCCUUACCUUCGAGUCUAUAAAAAUGGCGUCGUCGAGAGGCUUGUCGGGACACGAGUCACUCCGCCGGGGCUUGAUUCUCUAACUGGAGUUGACUCCAAAGACAUUACUAUUGUCCCCGAAACCGGCAUCACAGCUCGGCUUUACCGACCAACUGCCGUCGAACCUCCCCGUAAACUUCCCUUGGUUGUUUACUUCCACGGCGGUGCGUUUCUCAUAACCUCCAGUGCUGAACCUAUCUACCACAACAACUGUCUCAUCCCGCUCGCCGCAGCGACCGAAAGCGUCGUCCUUUCGGUUAACUACAGAUUAGCGCCGGAGCACCCUCUCCCCGCCGCUUACGAAGAUUCGUGGGCCGCGCUGCAGUGGGUUGCCGAACAGUCCAAGACCUCCGGGGACGAGGCCGGCCAAGAGCCUUGGCUUAAACAGCUAGUCGACUUUGAGAAGGUGUUCUUGUUAGGUGACAGUGCCGGAGGAAACAUCGCACACCACAUGGCCCUACGAGCCCAAAACUCCAAUCUUGCUGGGAAAUUCAAAAUUCGCGGAAUCGCUCUAAUUCAACCUUACUUCUGGGGCGAGGAACCCAUCGGCUCAGAGAUCACCGAGCCUGAGAAAAAGGCUCUAGUGGACAGUUGGUGGAAUUUCGUGUGCCCAUCUGACAGAGGAAACGACGAUUUAUUAAUCAACCCGUUCGCCGACGGAUCUCCGUCGGUCGAGGGCCUCGUGGGCGAGAAGGUGGUGGUAAUAGUUGCGGAGAAAGACAUACUGAGGGACAGAGGGAUGAUUUACUAUGAAAAUCUGGCGAAGAGCAACUGGAAAGGGAAGGUCGACAUUUUUGAGACGGAAGGAGAGGAUCAUGCUUUCCAUCUCCUCGAUCCAACUUCCGAGAAAGCUAAGAGACUUGUAAAUCGUUUGGCUUUGUUUGUAAAUGAAGACUGAGCGUUGAUAAUGGAAGUCCAAAAUUUGAAUUCA
Cucurbita pepo subsp. pepo (vegetable marrow) is the source of this 1105-nucleotide messenger RNA. Its product is annotated as alpha/beta-Hydrolases superfamily protein. Gene Ontology annotation, molecular function: hydrolase activity. The record is from RefSeq and is a predicted model, not a curated record. Lineage: Eukaryota; Viridiplantae; Streptophyta; Magnoliopsida; Cucurbitales; Cucurbitaceae.